GACCUCAGCCACAUCAGGUUGGCUUUGGGAAGGACCCUCUGUGGGUGGGGGGAUUCAUUUUGGGGUCUCCACCAUGCCUGACCCGGCAGGGGAUGAGGAAUCUCUUCCAGGUGGGAUUUACGGGGGAUUUGCACCCUUCCCCUCAGUGCAGCCCCGUUUCUCUCCCCUCUGCCCCGUUUUUCUGCCUCAGAUCGCCAUCUACGGCACCAAUUUCUGCACCUCAGCCCGGAACGCGUUCUUCCUGCUGAUGAGGAACAUCAUCAGGGUGGCCGUGUUAGAUAAAGUCACAGAUUUUCUCUUCUUCCUCGGGAAGCUCCUCAUCGUGGGAAGCGUGGGAAUCCUCGCCUUCUUCUUCUUCACCCAGCGGAUAAAGCUGGUCCAGGACACGGCGCCGUCGCUCAAUUACUACUGGGUCCCGAUUCUGACGGUGAUCGUGGGCUCCUACCUCAUCGCCCACGGCUUCUUCAGCGUCUACAGCAUGUGCGUGGACACCCUGUUCCUCUGCUUCUGUGAAGAUCUGGAGAGAAACGAUGGAUCUCCCGAGAGGCCUUACUACAUGUCCCCCGAGCUCAGCGAGAUCCUGCUCAAGGGGCAUCUAGAACCUUCCAAAAGCGCCGAUAGCCAAGGCUAGGGCUCGGCGCCRGGCGGARGCCGCGGGACCCUCCUGGCCCCCCRAACCCCGCUCUGUCCCCYGGAAUUCCUUCCUGAGGGUGGUGGGUGCUGACCCUCAGCGCCCAGUGGUGUCCAGUUUGCCUUCCUGCCCCAAAAUCCGCGUUCCUGCAUCGAGAGAACCCACCCGGAGUGGCUCGGGGGUCCCGGUAGCGCCCGGCGAGGAGCGCGGUGUCCGGAGACCGUCGUGGUUUUGRCGCAGAGAUCGAUCUUUGUUGCUGAGGGAG
Molecule: messenger RNA, 896 nt
Organism: Malurus melanocephalus (red-backed fairy wren)
Lineage: Eukaryota; Metazoa; Chordata; Aves; Passeriformes; Maluridae
Product: choline transporter-like protein 2
Exons: 5
Coding region: 74-631 (185 amino acids)
Biological process (GO): choline transport; transmembrane transport
Cellular component (GO): membrane
Molecular function (GO): choline transmembrane transporter activity
Source: RefSeq, a predicted model, not a curated record